Messenger RNA from Marmota flaviventris (yellow-bellied marmot), 2292 nucleotides. RefSeq names its product RNA binding motif protein 22 (gene Rbm22). The record is from RefSeq and is a predicted model, not a curated record. NCBI's taxonomy places the organism in Eukaryota, Metazoa, Chordata, Mammalia, Rodentia, Sciuridae. Gene Ontology annotation, cellular component: U2-type catalytic step 1 spliceosome; Prp19 complex; U2-type catalytic step 2 spliceosome. Gene Ontology annotation, molecular function: pre-mRNA binding; U6 snRNA binding; metal ion binding.
GCCCCGGGCCUGACGGGAUUGUGGCGGUCCUCUCCCAACUCGGAAGCUACCCCUGCACCCCGGACGCUCUCAAGAUGGCGACCUCGCUGGGUUCCAACACCUACAACAGGCAGAACUGGGAGGAUGCGGAUUUCCCCAUUCUAUGCCAGACUUGUCUUGGAGAAAACCCAUAUAUCCGAAUGACCAAAGAAAAGUAUGGGAAAGAAUGCAAAAUCUGUGCCAGGCCAUUCACAGUGUUUCGCUGGUGUCCUGGAGUCCGCAUGCGCUUCAAGAAGACUGAAGUGUGCCAAACUUGCAGUAAAUUGAAGAAUGUCUGUCAGACCUGCCUCUUAGACCUAGAGUAUGGCCUGCCCAUCCAGGUUCGUGAUGCAGGAUUGUCUUUUAAAGAUGACAUGCCAAAGUCAGAUGUCAACAAAGAGUACUACACACAAAACAUGGAAAGAGAAAUUUCUAAUUCUGAUGGAACACGGCCAGUUGGCAUGCUUGGGAAAGCCACAUCCACUAGUGACAUGCUGCUCAAAUUGGCCCGGACUACACCCUACUACAAAAGGAAUCGGCCCCACAUUUGCUCCUUCUGGGUAAAAGGAGAGUGUAAAAGAGGAGAAGAGUGUCCAUACAGACAUGAGAAGCCUACAGAUCCAGAUGACCCUCUUGCUGAUCAGAAUAUUAAAGAUCGGUAUUAUGGAAUCAAUGACCCUGUAGCAGAUAAGCUUCUCAAGCGGGCUUCAACAAUGCCUCGUCUGGACCCACCGGAGGAUAAAACUAUCACCACACUAUACGUUGGUGGUCUGGGCGAUACUAUUACUGAGACAGAUCUCAGAAAUCAUUUCUACCAGUUCGGAGAGAUUCGAACAAUCACGGUUGUACAGAGACAGCAGUGUGCUUUCAUCCAGUUUGCCACAAGGCAGGCUGCAGAAGUGGCUGCUGAGAAGUCCUUUAAUAAGUUGAUUGUCAAUGGACGCAGACUCAAUGUGAAAUGGGGAAGAUCCCAGGCAGCCAGAGGAAAAGAAAAAGAGAAGGACGGAACCACAGACUCUGGGAUCAAACUGGAGCCAGUUCCAGGUCUUCCAGGAGCUCUUCCUCCUCCUCCUGCAGCAGAAGAGGAAGCUUCUGCCAACUACUUCAACCUCCCUCCAAGUGGUCCUCCCGCGGUGGUAAACAUUGCCCUGCCACCACCCCCUGGGAUUGCCCCGCCCCCACCCCCAGGUUUUGGGCCACACAUGUUCCACCCAAUGGGACCACCCCCUCCUUUCAUGAGAGCUCCAGGACCAAUCCACUAUCCUUCUCAAGACCCUCAGAGGAUGGGAGCACAUGCUGGAAAACACAGCAGCCCCUAGCACAUUGCCAGCAUUCUGGGGCUCCAUGGAAGAAAGGGCGCUUUAAAAUCCCAGUAAAUGGAUCUUGGAAUAAAUAUAUUUUUCCUUCCUUCGUAGUUUCCAUGGUAGCUGAAUGUGUUCAGAUGUGGGCAGUUGGAGAAGCAUAGCCUUGCUUCCCUACAUAUAUUGAAAGGAUCAGUGGACCUCAAAUAAACUGCCACGAACACAGCUAGUUACCAUGAUUAUAUUACUAAGAAAACCUACUGCUAGUCCCCUUAAACCUGUAUGGGGGCGAGCAGAUGGGUAAAUUGGAAUAGCCAAUGGAGUUACCAUCCCAAUUAUAUGUUCAUUUUGUACCUUUUGGGGUGGGGGCAGCAAAAAUUGACCUGCGGUAAAAAACCUUUUGACCAUUUUUAUGUCUAUUGGGUAUUUUCUUUUUUUAUCAUCUAAAAAAAAAAAAUAGUACUAAUCAUCGUAGUGGCAUAAGUGUGAUUUAACUCUUCUGAAGUCACAUGCUCAGACAAGAAGAAACCAGGACCCAGCACAGCCCAGAAUUUUUCUUUUCUUCAUUUUUAAAAGGAAUGAUAGUUUACUCCUCUGUGUCACCAAAAAGGGGCAAAAGUAAAAGUUACUUUUUAUUCCUAUCAGAACACAAAUUUUAUGGAUCUAUCAUUGAAGAGAUCUGGUGUCUGGAAUGAAAUUAUUUCAAAGAACUUCCCAUAAAAUUCCGUCUGUAACAAACUAAAAGGCAAACUUUGGAGUGUGUUUGAACAGAAGACUCGUGAGCUACCACUGGAACUCUGAUCUUCAGCAUUCACCUUCAUGUGUCUUCAGCGUCCCCUGUGAUCCCCUGCUUCUGGGCAGAGGACUGUUGGUCUUAGAAUGUUUGGAUAUAACUGAAUUGUAGAUGAUAAGGGAAAUUUGAUGUUGUGUUGUAUUGUUUUUAAAUAAUUAAAACGGGUCAAUUUUCCAAAUA